Molecule: messenger RNA, 1887 nt
Organism: Chenopodium quinoa (quinoa)
Lineage: Eukaryota; Viridiplantae; Streptophyta; Magnoliopsida; Caryophyllales; Amaranthaceae
Product: fructan 6-exohydrolase-like
Exons: 7
Coding region: 50-1723 (557 amino acids)
Biological process (GO): carbohydrate metabolic process
Molecular function (GO): hydrolase activity, hydrolyzing O-glycosyl compounds
Source: RefSeq, a predicted model, not a curated record
UAUAUCAUUCAAACAUGUACAUUGCUCAAAAUCGAUCAUCGUGAUAAGCAUGAAAUCGAUUUUGUUGCUUAUUUCUCUCUUCCUUGGUUAUGGUGAUGUUGAACUUCAUGCCUCCCUUCAUUCCGAUGAUCCAUAUAGAACCGCUUACCAUUUCCAACCUCUUAAAAAUUGGAUUAAUGAUCCCAAUGGACCAAUGAUAUACAAAGGAAUUUAUCAUCUAUUUUACCAAUACAACCCUGAUGGUGUGGUAUGGGCUCCACCAGUAUGGGCCCACUCAACAUCGACCGAUCUAGUGAACUGGACCCCACAACCUAUAGCCAUUGAACCCCAAAUGGAAGCCAACAUCAAUGGAAGUUGGUCAGGGUCAGCCACAAUACUCCCAGGAAAUAGACCUGCAAUGCUUUUCACUGGGCUUAACUCUAAAUAUGAACAAGUUCAAGAUUUGGCCUUCCCUAAAGAUUUAUCAGACCCAUAUCUCAAAGAAUGGGCUUUGAUAGCCCAAAACCCCGUAAUGUUCCCUUCACCUGAAAAUAAUAUUAAUGCCAGCUCAUUUCGGGACCCAACAACGGCUUGGAUACUAUCGGAUGGAAUAUGGAGAGUGCUUGUUGGAAGCAAGACUGGGACAACUGGAACCUCCUUACUAUUUAAAAGUAAGGAUUUUGUUAAUUGGGUUCAAACUAAAAGCCCACUAUAUUCUUAUAAACUUAGUGGCAUGUGGGAAUGUCCUGAUUUUUUUCCCGUUUACAUAAAUGGUAAACAAAAUGGUGUUGAUACUUCCGUAAUUGGUCCUCAUGUUAAGCACGUACUUAAAAAUAGUUUGGAUGAUACUAAGCAUGAUAUAUAUACGAUUGGAACUUAUAAGCCUAAGAAGGAUGCUUAUGUUCCCGAUGUUGGUUUUAUGAAUGAUUCGAGUUUAAGGUAUGAUUAUGGUAAAUAUUACGCGUCUAAGACAUUUUUUGAUGACACAACUGAGAGGAGGAUUUUACUCGGGUGGGCAAAUGAGUCCUCAAGCGUGGCAGAUGACAUGAAAAAAGGAUGGUCCGGCAUUCAUACAAUUCCUAGAAGAAUUUCGCUUGAUAAACACGGGAAGCAGUUGAUCCAAUGGCCAAUUUCCGAAAUUGAAGCCUUGAGAGGAAAACCAACCCGUAAACCUGCCCAAGUGAUUAAAGGAGGAUCACUCGUAGAAAUUUCUGGUGUAACUGCUGCUCAAGCAGACGUAGAAAUAUCAUUUGGAAUUCAUGAGUUGAAGAAUAUAGAGAAAUUUGAUGCAAGUUGGACCGACCCACAAUUGCUUUGUAGUCAAAAAGGGGCCUCGGUUAGUGGUGGGCUUGGCCCAUUCGGGUUACUGACUUUGGCUUCAAAGGGCCUGGAAGAGUAUACUGCUGUCUUUUUCAGAAUUUUCAAAGCCCAUGACAAUAAAUUUGUGGUCCUUAUGUGUAGUGAUCAAAGCAGGUCUUCUUUGAAUCCAACUCCAGAUAAAACAACUUAUGGAACUUUUAUGGAUGUAGAUCCUAUCCACGAAGGAUUGUCCUUGAGAAUUUUGAUUGAUCACUCUGUAGUAGAAAGCUUUGGAGGAAACGGAAAGAAUGUUAUUACAUCCAGGGUGUAUCCAACUUUGGCUAUACAUCACGCUGCCUAUUUGUAUGCCUUCAAUUAUGGGUCGGAGAGUGUUAGAAUAACUUCCUUGACUGCUUGGUCUAUGAAGAAAGCUAACAUUGCUUAGCGUUUUCAAUUACCCAAAUACUCGAAUAAUGUUCGUUUGAUAAUUCAAGCUAAGAUACGUACAUGUGUGACUGUGUGAGUGACUUGCAAAUGGAGAAGUUGAAAUAGAAAUACUCUUGCUAACCAUUGGAGCACAACAUAUAAACGAUUCAUCUUAUAUUUUAA